AUGUCACGCAUUCACUGGCUCUGGAAAGCACUCCAAGUAUUUCGGUUUAUUUUCCACUCUUUCGGGUUGCUGCAGCUACGUUUUAGCAGAACUCAGCGACUGUUUACCCACAGAUACAAUUGCUUCAGAUACAUUCCAUUUAUCUUUGUUGUGUGCAUCUUGAUUCUGCAUCAAUUAGCCCGCAAUCGUUUGGAAAUUGAAAAUUCAAUGAUGAAUACCCUGGAAAUUGAAUCGCGACCCCCAGCAGAUAGAUUCCGCCUUAAAUGCGAGUAUCUGCGGAGUCUAAUGUAUUUCAUGGCCAUGAUUUGGGCUCUGGUGCGUCAUAAAUCCCUCUGGCAUUUGAUCAAUCAAUCACAAAUGGCCUACAAGCAACUGAGAACCCUUCUGGGAAGACAUUUAAUACUGGAAUGCACUUGGAGGACGCUCAUCUAUGGCGGAAUUCUACUUUUACUGCUUUCCCUUAUGGGCUACAACAUUUUUUGUCUGGAUUUUCCACUGAUUGAAGAUGCAACGAAUGCAAGAAAGAUUUAUUCUGCCAAAGAAAUCUACAACAUUACCAACUAUCUAAUGGGUAUCCCUCGACUCAUCUUAGUACUGCUGAUAGCCCUUCACAUCCUCUACCAUCUGCUGUAUGCCGGUUGGCUUCAAUCCCUGCAAAAUCUACGUCUAGAUAGAAAUCUUAAAUGCUUUCAGCUGCUUUUGAGGAUGAUAUUUCCUGUACAAAAGCGAGCCAAUCUCUUGGCGGGCUUCUACUUUCGAGUAUCUUAUGAUUGCUUUGUGUUUCUUAUUGCAAUUCGUAUCGUGGAGUUUUUGCGUCUCUUGCGCUUCGAUUCGAAUGAGUUGCUGCAGCAGCAAAAGAGUCGAGACGAUCUGGAGGAUGAGGCGGCAUGGAAUGGCAAGAGUUUCGAAGAUCUCCCAACCCCAACAGAGCGGCUAAGGGAGUCCAUCUAUCUGUUGUCCUGGCACUUGGCACUGUGGCUGCUACUCCUAGCUGCUGCACAGCUACAGCAGUGGGAAUAUCAAACAUUGAUGGACAAUUGCUGGCAAAUCAAGUUUGAGGAAACGAAAAACAACUUUGAGCUAAAGAAAAUCAACUCUGAGCAAAGGAAAACUGGAAUGUCGUCCCAUUUGGAUAUAAUUGAUAUAAUGUUUCAUUCACAAAUCUCCAUUUUCGAUCAUCAACGAAUUUCCAUUUGUUUUGUCUCUGGGAGACUUAAAAAACAAACCUCUUUUCUUACUUUAAAUACAAUUUUGGUGCAUUGUAAAUUGCUACUUAACAUCGUGAUCUGCACGGCCAUCGUUUACUUUGUACAGCAAGCGGAAAUAACAGAACUACAAUCAUACCUCGGGCAAAGGGACCACUCGACUAAUCGAGGGACAAAUUAA
Messenger RNA from Drosophila subobscura, 1386 nucleotides. RefSeq lists its product as uncharacterized. The coding region runs from base 1 to 1386 and encodes 461 amino acids. The record is from RefSeq and is a predicted model, not a curated record. Lineage: Eukaryota; Metazoa; Arthropoda; Insecta; Diptera; Drosophilidae. The transcript has 2 exons.